AUGGGUGGUGUCUCGUUGCCUUCUCUGCGGUGUAGUGGUUGCUCGUCGCCGUUUUUUUCCCCCGCGACGGAGUGGUUUCCCGUCGCCUUUUUUUUUUCCCCGCGACGGAGUGGUUUCCCGUCGCCUUUUUUUUCCCCCGCGACGGAGUGGUUUCCCGUCGCCUUUUUUUUUCCCCCGCGACGGAGUGGUUUCCGUCGCCUUUUUUUCCCCCGCGAUGGAGUGGUUUCCGUCGCCUUUUUCCCCCCGCGACGGAGUGGUUUCGUCGCCUUUUUUUUUUCCUCCGCGACGGAGUGGUUUCCCGUCGCCUUUUUUUUCCUCCGCGACGGAGUGGUUUCCCAUCCCCCUCCUCUCUCUCAUUACCUUCAACUCUCCCUAUCCUCUCUCCACCUUCCCCCUCCCUACCUUCCCAGGUUCUCUCUCUACCUUUUCUCUCCCCAGCACUUUCCUUCCUUUCCCCUCCAUCCCUUUUUCAUAAAUGCAUUACAUUGA
This is a messenger RNA of Acanthosepion pharaonis, 489 nucleotides long. The record is from the annotation of a GenBank genome assembly. NCBI's taxonomy places the organism in Eukaryota, Metazoa, Mollusca, Cephalopoda, Sepiida, Sepiidae.